Molecule: messenger RNA, 1715 nt
Organism: Leptomonas pyrrhocoris
Lineage: Eukaryota; Euglenozoa; Kinetoplastea; Trypanosomatida; Trypanosomatidae
Product: transcription elongation factor-like protein
Exons: 1
Coding region: 264-1715 (483 amino acids)
Biological process (GO): DNA-templated transcription; termination of RNA polymerase III transcription
Cellular component (GO): RNA polymerase III complex
Molecular function (GO): zinc ion binding; nucleic acid binding; DNA-directed RNA polymerase activity
Source: RefSeq, a predicted model, not a curated record
AGUGAACGACUAACACCCAAGCUCGUGUCACUUGUGGGCGCUUCACGAGGACUUUGUUUGUUUGUUUUUCUCUUCAAAGAAAGGCGGGAAAACGACAUUGCGAGCCUCCAUCCCACUUUUUAGCGUUGGAGGUCGCUGAAGGCAUCACCACACCUCCCGAAGAUCCCCCCCCCCUCCCCCCGUGUGUCAAACCGUGAGUCUUCUUUGUCUUUCUUUCAUUGGGUCCCGCUCUUGUGUUUGUGUGUGUGUUCUGCAUUCCCCCAAUGGCGUCCUACGCUCCCGGCGACCGCGUGUGGGUGUACAUCGAAGGCGACGGCUGGUGGCCGGCGCGUGUGCUGAGCGACGAGGAAAUCGGCGCCCGCACCCCCGGCCAGGACAUCGCCGUUCACUUCUACGCCGGCAUCGACACCCCCGCGUCGCUCUACGAGCUGAACAGCCACAGCGAAGCGGCCCACAUCUGCUUCUUCGAAACCUCGUCGGAGAAGGCGGUGACCAGCAGUGCGGAGCUGGAGGCUUCCAUCCGCCACGCUGCGGAGGAUGCGACGGCGAACCCGCUCAAGUCUGACAGCGCCAUCUCGGCCUCCGCAGCAGUCGCGGCAGCUGCAGCGACAACGGGCGCAGGUGGGGCACCCGGAGGCGCCUCCACUAUCGACCCCACAGCUGCCGUGACGCGUGCUGCUGCGAAGCGGAUGCGAGAGAUGGACGACGUCGACAUGGCAGGCUCCAGCGGAGACGGCGGUGCUGCUGCCGCUACCAUGUCCGAUGCGGGCUUCCGUCACCUGCGCACCGACGACCUCCACCGCCUUUCUGAGAAGAUCGCAGCGGCGGUGGAGGCCCACAGCCUAACGAAGGUGCGUGCCGCACUGUGCCAGCUCGACGGCGUCGACGUGUACCUGACGGAACUGGAGGAGACGAAGAUUGGCAUCGCGGUGGGGUCCGUGCUGAGCCAGCCAUCCCUGAAGCCGCUGUGGCCACUGGCGCGGGCCAUCGUUUCGUUUUGGUCGCGGCACCUGCCGGCCGAGACGCUCGCGGCCAUCCGCACUGUGAAGCAGCAGGACAUCUCGGCCACCGGCAAGAGCGGUGUUGAGCCCGGCUCGCCGAACGAGCCCUCCAGCCCGGUGGGUGCGACGCAGAGUCCGCUGCGGAAGGCGCCGGCGCCCGGCUCGCCUGGCGUGGCCGGUGGUGGAAGCGCGUUCGACCACGUUGGCUCGCCGUCCGCCGCAAACGAAGGCACCCCGCUGCCGCCGAAGAGCAGCUCGUUUCUUCGCCACGUGCGUCAACGCCUCGACAACCCCGACAACAGCGUGCGUUACGACGACGCCGUGGUGGAGGAGGUGGCCCGCCGCAUCGCCGCCGACAUCACCGACUUCGACGACCGUCAGCUGCUCCUCGUGCGUCUGGGUGAGCCGGAUAUGGAGUUCCUGCGCAUGAAGCUGCUGUCGGGGGAGUGGACCCCCAGGAAGUACCUGGAGCAGCCGAAUGAGAUCUUCCUGACGGAGAAGCAGAAGUCGGAGGAGGCGCAGCGCGUGGCGAACAAGAUGAAGGCGAUCGAGGCCGCCGCCAACGCCGGGGUCAACCUGACGCACCUCUUCAAGUGCGAGCGGUGCGGCAAGCGGGACUGUACGUUUUACGAGCUACAGAUCCGCGGCGCUGAUGAGCCGACGACGAAGUAUAUUACGUGCCUUAAUUGCAAGAACUCGUGGUCGCAGGAGUAG